AAAUUUGUUUGCUUUAUAAGCUUCGAGCAAUUUGCGGCUAUUGUGAAGUUGCCCUAAUGUUUUGAAAACAUACACAAGAUUCAAGCUCGCAUUUUAUAUUAGCAUCGAGUAUUAUGAAUGUGCAUUGGUUUACACACAAAGCAGACGGCCAACUGGCCGUGUCACGAAGCGGACGCGAAGCAUACGCACAUUAUCUAUAUGUAAUAUAAUAAUUUAAAAGAAAAAAAGCGGACAAACCUAUAAAUAGCAAUGGACAGUCAAGAAAAUGAACCUUUGCGGGUGAACGGCAAUGGAACGAUUGGUGCUAAUAAUGACAAUGUUGCAGAUUCGGAAGUCUCGGUGCUACACAAAUCCGGCGGCAUCAAAAUUGUCACUGAUAAUAACAAAAACAAAAAAGAAGCAGAAAAUCAACCAGGAGGAUGGACUUGUUUACUAAUUAUUGCCAGUAUAACUGGAUGUUUAGGAUCAGCAUUACCAGCUGGAUAUAACAUAGGCUCUAUGGGAAAUGCUGCAUCUAUUAUGAAACAAUUUUGCAAUGAAAGUGUGCAUUAUCAAUUUGGAAUGAACACAUCACUGAGUGAAACUAGUUUGGAAAUUUUAUGGUCUGCAAUUGUUUCAAUCUUUUUAAUCGGUGGAGUCACAGGAUCUUUGACUGCUGGGGAUUUAGCAGAUAGAAUAGGUCGAAAAAGAGCAUUAAUAGUUGGGAAUAUUUUUGGCAUACUUGGAGCUAUUCUUUUCUGGAUAACACCAGUUUCUAAUUCUGUUAUACCAUUUAUGCUGGGAAGAAUCCUUGUUGGUAUUUCUGGUGGACUUGCCACCAGUCUCUUACCAACUUACAUGACAGAAGUUGCUCCAAUCAAAUUACGUGGAGCUGUUGGUGUUUUAUGUCAAUUAGGAAUUACUUGUGGCGUAUUACUUGGACAAAUAGCUGGCCUUGGUUCUGUUUUAGGAACCAAGGAUCAUUGGCACUACAUGUUGGCAGCCUUUGCUCCAUUUUGCAUAGUAUCUUCUUUAAUACUUGUUACUUUAUUACCAGAAACUCCAAAGUAUCUUUAUGUUGUUAAAGGAAAAAAGGAAGAUGCAAUAAAAGUUUUAAGCUCUUUUAGAAACACUGAUAGGGUACUAUUGCACAAAGAAAUAGAUGACUUGGAGAUGGAAUUAACUACACAGUCAUCAAACACUAGCUGGACGAUAUCCAGACUGUUUAAAGAACCAACUUUAAAAUUACCACUUAUGCUUGUAUGCUUUUUACAACUUGGUCAACAAUUAAGUGGUGUCAAUGCAGUAUUUUAUUAUUCAAACGAAAUUUUCAAAAAAGCAGAUUUGGAUGUAAAAACUUCCCAAUACGCUACAGUCGGAACAGGUAUAAUUAACGUGGCAAUGGCACUGAUAUCUGUACCUAUGAUGUCUAGAUUUGGGAGAAGAACUCUGUUUCUUGUUAGUGCCAGUACAUCAAUAGCAUGUUUACUAGUGCUUAGCGCUUCAGUUGCUAUGAUUGACGUUUCAUUCAUGAAGUGGAUUUGUAUGGCGGCUGUACUUGCAUUUGUAUUAUUUUAUGGCAUUGGAUUGGGACCUAUUCCUUACUUCAUUGGUUCAGAAUUAUUUGAUGUAGGUCCCAGAUCGGCUGCAAUGUCAGUGGGAAGUAUGUGUAAUUGGGGUGGCAAUUUCAUUGUUGGAAUGACAUUUACUCUCUUACAAAAAUAUUUGGGAUGGGGAUCGUUCUUCUUUUUCAUAUUCUGUACAAUGAUGCUGGCACUGUUCUGCAGGAUAUACAUGCCCGAAACGCGAGGAAAACCAACGCAUGAAAUAGCAGAAUCGGUAUCAUAUGGAUUACACUCAAGACCCAAUAUACCAUCUACGCCUGUCUACCCAUCUGUGUAAUGUGAAACAUGACAGUCUUCCUAUAUAAAGAAACAGUACUUCAGACGUCUAUUGUAGAUAAUUUAAAACAUCAGUAUGGCGUAAGAAAGUACUUCUAAUAUAUUUAUUUUGGGUGCUUUCGAUUUUCAAAAUGGCACCAAAGAUUAUAAAAGAGAAUAACGUUAAAAAUUCUAAGUCUACGGUGUGUUGAUUACUUUUUACAAGUUAUAGUCAUUUUAAACGCAACAAUUAGAUAUAUUUUAAUUUUUUAACUUUUAAUUUAAAUAAUGAAUUGAACAACUUGCGAUAUUGGUUUGAAAUAGAAUAACUAACAAUUCGCUAUGUUGCGCGUUUUUAAAUCUCUUGUUCGUAUGCAUUUUAUAUAUACCUUUGUAGUUUGUGUAAAAAUUUUUUGAGGCAGUGUACAUUGUAAGAGCGUUUACGACGAUAUUCUUGUUCUCAUUUUUUUAAAAUGUUUACAUAAAUGUGAUAAGCAUUGUAAUUUUAUACACUUUUGUACGGCGUACCAUGACGAUCAACGUUUUAUCUAAAAUUUUCACUAAAAAACUGAUCGAAUUUCUCGUAAAAAA
Molecule: messenger RNA, 2450 nt
Organism: Trichogramma pretiosum
Lineage: Eukaryota; Metazoa; Arthropoda; Insecta; Hymenoptera; Trichogrammatidae
Product: solute carrier family 2, facilitated glucose transporter member 1-like
Exons: 6
Coding region: 250-1881 (543 amino acids)
Biological process (GO): monosaccharide transmembrane transport
Cellular component (GO): membrane
Molecular function (GO): hexose transmembrane transporter activity
Source: RefSeq, a predicted model, not a curated record